AUGGCCAAGGCCAAACCGACCAACCUGCGCAAGGAUGGCGAAGAUACCGAUAAUACCCAUACGAACGAAGAAGACCGCGGCCUGCUCUCGGGAAAUUCCUCCGACGAUGAGGAUAUCAUCGUGCACCAUGGCGCACCCAGCGAGCCUCGAACUCCACGGACUCCGAACCGUGUGAGGUUCGAGCUGCCUCCAGUCGAGAGCGAUAUAGUAGCGAACGGCGACGCUCCUCCUCCUUACAAUGACUCUCCCCUCUCCGGCCGCCGCGAUGCACGGCGUGAAGCAUUCACGCCCCUCCUCACAGACAUCGAAGCCCCCUCUGUAACACUAGCCAGCACUCCCUGGGGCGAUGAAGAUGUCGACGAGUGGCAAGAGCAGGAACGGCAGCGUCCCAAAUCAGGCCUGCGAUCCGCAUUUAUGAAUAUGGCGAACUCAAUCAUCGGCGCGGGAAUCAUCGGCCAACCCUAUGCAUUUCGACAGGCUGGCCUGCUCGCGGGUAUCAUACUCCUCCUCGUCCUUACCGUGACGGUAGACUGGACAAUCCGACUCAUUGUGAUAAACAGCAAGCUGAGCGGGAGUAACAGCUUCCAAGGGACGGUCCAGCAUUGCUUUGGAAGGCCGGGCUUGAUUGCUAUUUCCAUCGCUCAGUGGGCUUUUGCAUUUGGGGGGAUGGUGGCGUUUGGGAUUAUUGUGGGUGACUCAAUACCACAUGUUCUAGCAGCUGUGUUCCCUGGGCUGGGAGAUAUACCGGUGUUGGGGUUGUUGGUUGAUAGACGGGCCGCGAUUGUUAUAUUUACGUUGGGGAUUAGCUAUCCCUUGAGUUUGUAUAGGGAUAUUGCCAAGUUGGCAAAGGCAAGCACGCUGGCGUUGAUCAGUAUGAUGGUUAUCCUGUUCACUGUUGUCACGCAGGGAUUUAUGGUCCCUAAAGAAUCGAAAGGUUCUUUCAGUACUCCACUCCUCACAAUCAACGAUGGAAUAUUCCAAGCCAUAGGCGUAAUCUCAUUCGCAUUCGUCUGUCACCACAACUCCCUCCUAAUCUACGGCUCCCUCAAAACUCCUACCAUCGACCGCUUCGCCCGCGUCACCCACUACAGCACCGGCAUCUCCAUGGUUGCCUGUCUGGCGAUGGCCCUAGCUGGGUUCCUAACCUUCGGCUCCAACACCCAAGGAAACGUCCUUAACAACUUCCCAUCAGAUAACAUCAUGGUCAACAUCGCCCGUCUAUGUUUCGGGCUCAACAUGCUCACGACCCUCCCCCUCGAAGCCUUCGUCUGCCGCGAAGUAAUGGUUAAUUACUGGUUCCCUGGAGAGCCAUUUAACAUGAACUUGCAUCUCAUCUUCAGCACCAGUCUAGUUGUUAGCGCCAUGAUGCUCAGUCUUAUUACCUGUGAUCUCGGCGCUGUUUUUGAAUUAAUCGGCGCGACUAGUGCGUGCGCAUUAGCCUAUAUUUUACCUCCAUUAUGUUAUAUUAAGCUGAGUACGAGAAGUUGGAAAACAGGGGCCGCUGCGUUGUGUGUCGGCUUUGGCGUGAUAGUUAUGGGCAUUAGUGUUGUGCAAGCCGUGGCUAAGAUAAUAAGGAAUGAGGGCGGUGUUACGCAGUGUCAUUAA
Molecule: messenger RNA, 1605 nt
Organism: Venustampulla echinocandica
Lineage: Eukaryota; Fungi; Ascomycota; Leotiomycetes; Helotiales; Pleuroascaceae
Product: Transmembrane amino acid transporter
Exons: 3
Coding region: 1-1605 (534 amino acids)
Biological process (GO): amino acid transmembrane transport
Cellular component (GO): endoplasmic reticulum
Molecular function (GO): amino acid transmembrane transporter activity
Source: RefSeq, a predicted model, not a curated record